AUGACGGAAACUAACCGAAACGUUUGCGACGAUAGGCCGCAAGAGAAACUCAGAGCCCUUCUCGGCACCAUAUGUGUCCGAUUUAUGUACCAAGCCAGCCCGCACCUGCAGCAGCUUCUCACCUGGAUCUUUCGCUUCGCUUUUGACGAACGCGACCAUUACGACGUUGUCAACGAGACGCCGGCCAUGAAGACGGCCUUCUACACGCGCGUCGUUGCCGCCGGAGGCGACGUGGCCACUCACUCGACGCAUGGGAAGGUGCCCAAUAUGGGGCCCCUCGAGCCGUCCACUGUCCGGGCCCUCGCGGACAUCUAUAUUUCCAAGAGAAAGGAGUACAAGGACAACCGGAAGGGCGUGACCGAACAGGGCCAGGGCCAAGACACCGACGAGGUCGAGAACAAGGACAAGGACGGCGCCAACCAUACCAAGAAGGAAGGCCUCCUGUUAAAGUCCGUGGACCAGUGGAUCGAGUGGGUAGAGGUCCAGAAGGACCUCCUCCAGUUCCUCGACUCGAUGGGCUAG
Molecule: messenger RNA, 522 nt
Organism: Anthostomella pinea
Lineage: Eukaryota; Fungi; Ascomycota; Sordariomycetes; Xylariales; Xylariaceae
Source: the annotation of a GenBank genome assembly